CAAGGACACAACGACCAGGACAGAGAGGCCGGGGAUCGAACCGGCGACCUUCCGGUUACAGGUGCCCUUCCCAACCCCCUGAGCCACAGUCGCCCCAUACUUAUUGUGUUAAUAAGUAUCUGAACAAGUAUGUAAUAAAGUGUAUAAGUAGCCCAUAGCUAUAAACCUCCCUCCCAUAUUGAUAAUAUGUUAUCAAAGCAAAUGGCAGACUGGUUGGCCUGGCUUUCUCUGCUGUAUUAGGUACAAUCACUGAGCUUAAGAAGAUAUGACUGAAUCCUUAACAAUGAUAUCUUAUACCAAAAUGACAUAAUGUUCUUUGACAGACUGAUCUGCAGUAUGUUGUGACUCCUGCUGUGUUUCAGCAUCUGUCUAGUUAUUAAGAAAAUGCUUUAAUACAAUUACAAAAAUAAUCAUGGAGAGCCAUAAUAGUCCUAGCCCUUCUUAAGUGUUCUCUGCGAAAUAAAAAGCUUUAUUUCACUUAAAUGAUGAUGAGUGGCCUAAUUACCUAGUUUGUAAUCAUGUAUUAUGAAAAAAAAAUAAUAGUAAUUGGAGCGCUAUGUUUAAUUUUUCGGGUGCCUUUGCAGGCCUCCUCGCCUUGCAGCAGCACAUUCUUGCAGACAUGUUCUGGAGUUGGGCGGCAGAGAGACUUGAAGCGAGAGCGCUGUCGGGUACAGUAGGCGCACAGCAUCGACGCGCCGCUGCUCCUUUGUUGUGAUUGGAGUAUCAAGCAGCUGUGUUGCAGACCCCUUCUUCCCCCACAGUUCCGGGUCAUGCCACGUGACUUGCCCGCCCCCACAUGUCCCUCCCAAGUAAACAAUUCAGCAUCAUUUCAUUAUGUCUGCGAACAAUCCCUGAUUCUUAUCUUCAGGGGGAAAAAAAGCCUGAGCUCGACAACAGAUGCCUGUCACACAGCUAAAAACUCCCAGCAUAGUCCGCUUUUUAUCAAUGUGAAAUGGCGAAUGGAGAUGAGAUUAGUUUUUGGAUUCGGAUAAAUUAUGGAGCUAAAUAUAAAUGCUAAGCUGCAGUGUGUAUUUUAAAGUGGUCGAGCAAAACGUGUCCAAUUGACCUUGGAAUCAAAUUAGGUUUUAUUGAAGAGGAGCCGUCUCCACCACGGCUCUAUUUCACCUUUGACUAAAUUGAUGCAGCAGGACGUUAAGUUUUUAUCGCCCAGGAAAUGGUUACAUAGGCAUAUUUAUAAAUAGACUCGCGUUUUUCAUCCCAUAUUGCAUUAAUAAGAGGCCGAUAGCCAUUUUUGUGAAUGGGAGAGAGAGAGGGGGCUGGUCAUCUUGCGAUGACUAACUGGUGUAAAUACAAACAAACCAAACGGGAUAAGUGUUAGAUAUCGCUCAUGGAAUGCAUAUAAUGGUGGAUAAAUGUCAACAGGAUGGUCUUUUACACCAAAAUAUGCCUAUGUGGCUGUCAGUCUGACCCCCCCUCCGCGGAUGGUACAGUCUUGGUUCAUUCAUAAAAUUCUAGCAGAGCAUAAAAGGAGGGGCUUGCAUUCUAGUCGUCCAGUUACCAGGUAGACUAUACCUGGAGAAAAGACCCGAGCUGCUCUUCCCCAGCGGAAGGCCACAGUCAUAUCUGUCAUUAACCAGGACUUGUGUGUGUGCGUGUGUGUGAUUUUGCUUUUCUUUCUUUUUUCUUUUCUUUUUUUCUCCUCGUGAUGUAUCAAAACAACCUGACGCCUGACAUGGAUUCAGUCUCCCCCACCUGCCGGGCAGAGUCUCCUGUCGGGACACUCUGCCAGAAGACGCCAGAGGAGGCGAGCUCUCCAGCGUCCUCCACAGAGAGCAAUGCAAAGGAGGUCUGCCAAGACAUGAGCACUGAAGACACUCCAUUUGUUCCAACGGUUACAGCAAUUUCCUCUACCCCAGAUUUCCAGUGGAUGGUCCAGCCUACGAUUAUUACAUCUGUCUCCCCGUCUCUGGGUAGCAAGCAAGCCAAUGAACCGCAAAGCUCUCACCAGGCAACACCCAAAGCGGGCGGGAGUAAGGGAAAAAAUGCUGCCAGAAAGGGGAAAACAGAGCAGCUGUCUCCUGAGGAGGAGGAGAAGAAGAGGAUAAGAAGGGAGAGGAAUAAAAUGGCUGCAGCAAAGUGUCGCAACAGAAGGAGGGAGCUCACAGAUACACUGCAAGCUGAGACAGACAAGCUGGAGGAGGAAAAGGCUGCCCUGGAGACCGAAAUAGCCAACCUAAUCAAAGAGAAAGAACGGCUCGAAUUUAUUCUUGCUACACAUAAGCCGGUGUGCCAGAUGUCAGAAGAGCUUGAAUCCAUUUUCCAAGAGUCCACAGGGUCUCCAGGCCUACCGCCCAGUCCAGACGAGGACAGGCUUCCAGAGGAUGGCACGCAAGAAGCUCCAUCACUCCAGGACAUGGACGACCCCAGCGAUCCGUCCACAGCCAUCUCUGGGAACUCGAAUAUUUUGCUGUGUGCAAGUGCUGAAAUCAACAUCUGUGAUCUCGAGCCCUCCCUGGACCUUAAGGAGGGGCUACUGGACAAUAUUUUACCCACCCUGGAGGAGAAAACUCCCAUGGAGACAGCUCGAUCCGUGCCAGACAUAGAUCUGAGUAGCUCUCUCGGGGUCUCGGACUGGGAGACUCUGUAUAAGUCGGUUUCCAGCGACCUGGAGCCUCUCAGCACUCCCGUGGUCACCUCCACCCCUACCUGCAGCAGCUACCUGUCUGUGUUCACAUUUGCGUGCCCUGAGCUGGACUCUCUCACAGAGGGACUAGACAGCCAUAAAGGUGGAGGAAGCAAGGGCGAUUCUGUCGACAUCCUCAACUCUCCGACUCUCCUAGCCUUAUAAAAUGCAAAGAGGCGCUGAUCUGUUUGAUCUCUCUCUGGUCUCUCUGUUUGCAGGUUCCCGACGUUGAAAUGAUAUGAACAACGUAUGCUGUAAUGCUUCAAGGAACACAUUCAUGAAAAGUCUUGUACAUGACUAAGCAAACAUAUAAACUCUCUUCAGAUACAUAGUCAACAGAGUGAUGUAGCUAAAAGCAUGGCUUUUAAUUUAACUGAAAGGACUGAAGUAAGUUUUGAUUUUAAACGCAUGCUGAAAAAUUCCAAAUAAUUUUCAAAGCUCAUAUUUGAUCUGUUACUAGAUCUAAGCUGUAACGUGGAAUUUAAUGUAACAGUAUGGUUUUGUGUUUUUUGGUGUCAGUAGUGUACUGAUUGAUGUAAAUGUAUUUACAUAUCCAUCUAAGUACCUGCGUACCUCAUCAAGUGUGGUUUGACCUCAUUGUUAAAAUGUUGAAAGUUUUCCAUGAAAACAUUCAGUGCUAUAUACUAUUAUAUAUAUAUAUAUAUAGAUAUAUAUAGAUAUAUCUUAUCAAGAUGUACCUUAUGAUUUAUUUUUUUACCUUUCAGACUUUGACUUAUUUGUUUAAAUUGAAAAAAAAAAAACAAGUAAAAUGGGCAUAUAUUGCUUAACUAUGCUGCUGAAUAACUACAAUAAAUCUGCGUUCACAGUGGUGCUGA
Molecule: messenger RNA, 3480 nt
Organism: Oreochromis niloticus (Nile tilapia)
Lineage: Eukaryota; Metazoa; Chordata; Actinopteri; Cichliformes; Cichlidae
Gene: fosaa
Product: v-fos FBJ murine osteosarcoma viral oncogene homolog Aa
Exons: 4
Coding region: 1667-2809 (380 amino acids)
Biological process (GO): regulation of transcription by RNA polymerase II
Cellular component (GO): nucleus
Molecular function (GO): RNA polymerase II cis-regulatory region sequence-specific DNA binding; DNA-binding transcription factor activity, RNA polymerase II-specific
Source: RefSeq, a predicted model, not a curated record